UUUCUUCACAGGACGCCAUUUUCUUUCGAGCAUCGUGUUCUACAAGGAUUCAGUGCUUUUACUUAGACUUUUUGUCCCUUAAAACCAUGAGUCGUGAUCGAGGAAAUCGUGUUUUUGUUGGUCGACUACCACCCCGUAUUGAAGAGAGAGAAUUAGAGCGCUUUUUCCGUGGUUUUGGGCGAAUUCGUGACAUAAAUUUGAAAACGGGUUUUGCUUUCGUGGAAUUUGAAGACGAACGAGAUGCAGAAGAUGCUGUUUAUGAAUUAAAUCACAAAGAACUUAAAGGAGAAAGAGUUACAGUAGAACAUGCUCAUCCAAGUAGAGGUGGUGGAGGAGGAGGAGGCGGUGGUGGUGGUUAUAAUAGAAGUGAAUCAAGAAGAAGUAGUUACGGGCGAUUUACCCAACCCUACAAUACCCAAUGGAAAGUCACAGUAGAGAACCUGUCUACAAGAGCAGGAUGGCAGGAUCUUAAAGACUUCAUGCGUCAGGCAGGAGACGUCACCUUCACUCAAUGCCACAAGGACAGAAUUGGUGAAGGUGCGGUUGACUUUGCCUCAGAGAGUGACAUGAGGCGUGCYAUCAAGAAACUUGAUGGAUCUGAAUUAUUGGGUAAAAGGAUUCGAAUCAUAGAGAAUACAAGAUCUGGUAGAUCAUCCAGACGAUCUAGAUCAAAAUCUAGAUCCGUUUCUCCUUUCCGCAAAAGAAACUUCGAUCGCUCCAGAUCACGCUCUCCUCGUCGCUCCCUUUCACCUCGUAGGUCUCCAUCACCAGGUGUCAGCCGUCGACGCUCACUAUCUCCUCGCCGAGAUGACUUGGGCCAGUAAAUCCAUGGCUUAACCAACACAUGUUUCAGUAUUAUGCUAGUCAUUAGGUGGAAAAUACUACCAAUAACCCGUUUCUCUUGUCUAGGGUUUAUUUUAUGGAAGUAGCACAAAAAAUCUUGGAUUCUGUUCUUAUUUCAUCAUUCAACUUUAAGAGAAAAAUCUGAAAAACGGAUGACCUGUUAAUGAAAUUUGGCUUAGGUACUGUGACUAUCCUCGAGCUGUGACCAGAAUUUCUUGGUCACGAUUUUUCCGCGUAUCUAUAGCAUUAGUUUUUAUGAUCAAAAUAUUGAGUAUUGACACAAAUAUAUGUAAUCUUUUUUCGUUUAUUAUUAUUCCUAUUUUUAAGCAGUUGAAACGAAGUAAGCAAAAGACGAACAUCUUUUUUCCGAAAUAUAAUCAUUAUGAAUUUCUUGGGAUUCUGUCUAUUUGUUGUCCUGUAAUUUUUAGUUACUUAGUUGUCAGAUUUUGACCUCGUUAUAUUUGACAAUAUUAAAAUUUCCAAACUUCUUUGCAUGUUGCACCCUCGUAUACGUAUCGCGAUCUUGUUCUAGCGUUGCCGCGGUCUUUGCAAGACGUAAAAUUGAAUUUUACUUUUUGUAGCAAUUUCAAGAUGAUGCUAAGGCAAGAGAAAAUAAACUAUACUUCAUUUCCUCUUG
Molecule: messenger RNA, 1480 nt
Organism: Actinia tenebrosa (Australian red waratah sea anemone)
Lineage: Eukaryota; Metazoa; Cnidaria; Anthozoa; Actiniaria; Actiniidae
Product: serine-arginine protein 55
Cellular component (GO): nucleus; cytoplasm
Molecular function (GO): mRNA binding
Source: RefSeq, a predicted model, not a curated record